Molecule: messenger RNA, 3911 nt
Organism: Brachypodium distachyon (stiff brome)
Lineage: Eukaryota; Viridiplantae; Streptophyta; Magnoliopsida; Poales; Poaceae
Product: sister-chromatid cohesion protein 3
Exons: 22
Coding region: 147-3509 (1120 amino acids)
Biological process (GO): sister chromatid cohesion
Cellular component (GO): cohesin complex; chromatin; nucleus
Molecular function (GO): chromatin binding
Source: RefSeq, a predicted model, not a curated record
GUCAGUUUACGCCUUCUCUGGCUCCCUUCUUCCCUUCCCGUCUCGCCCUUCCCAUUCCAUUUUCCCUCCCAAAGACGCGCGCGGAGCCCCAAAAUCUCUAGGGUUUGCCCUCCCAGCGCCACCAGAUCCCCCUGCACCCCUCGCAAAUGGAGGAGACGCUAGCGUCCUCGCGCCGCCCGAAGCGUGGCCGCCCGCCGAAGCCGCGGGACAACGACUUCGUGACCGGCGAGGAGUUCGAGGACGAGGAGGGGGAGGACUACGAGGAGGGGCUGCAAGCGCCGGCCCGGUCCAAGCGCAAGCGCGAGGCCUCCGCCGCCGCCGCCGCCGCGCUCGAGGACCUGACCCUCAUCGAUAUUGUCAAGCAUAAUGGCAGGAUGAUCAGCCAUGCUGUCAAAAGAUUGGUCGAGGAUUAUGAAUCAAAGCCUAAGUCUGUGAUAUUUCAGAUAUUAGCAAUGUUUUUUGAGGCUUGUGGUGCCAGACAUGAUAUUUAUGAAAAUGACCUUGAUGAGGCGGAUGUGGAUGACACUGUAUUCAAACUUGUUGAGCUAUCAAGAAAAGGCCUCGUGGAAGAUAAUUAUAACUCAAAACAGAAGGGACUUAAGAACUUCAAGGAAAAUCUUGUUUCUUUUUGGGAUAGCUUGGUCCUUGAGUGUCAGAAUGGUCCACUGUUUGAUGAUAUUUUAUUCCAAAAAAUCAAGGAUUUCGUGGUUGCUUUAUCAUGUACUCCUCCAAGGGUUUAUCGUCAAGUGGCUUCAUUGGUUGGGCUCCAGCUUGUGACGUCCUUCAUAUCGGUAGCUAAGACUCUUAGUGGACAACGUGAGACCACUCAAAGGCAGUUGAAUGCAGAGAAGAAGAAGCAUAGUGAUGGACCACUUAUUGAAUCUCUGAACAAAAGACUAUCUCUUACUCAUGAGAAUAUUACUUAUCUGGAGGAAUUGAUGCGGAAAAUAUUCAGCGGGUUAUUCAUGCACCGGUAUCGUGAUGUUGACCCUGAGAUCCGGAUGUCAUGCAUCAAAUCUCUUGGUAUUUGGGUUGUCUCAUAUCCAUCACUGUUUUUACAAGAUAUUUAUCUUAAGUAUCUUGGAUGGACACUGAAUGACAAGAAUGCUGGAGUUAGAAGAACUUCUAUUCUUGCCUUGCAAAGCCUGUAUGACGUGGAUGACAACAUACCUUCUCUUGGUCUCUUUACCGAGAGGUUUUACAGCAGAAUGAUCCAGCUUGCUGAUGAUAUUGAUAUUUCAGUAGCUGUAUCAGCUAUAGGACUCAUCAAGCAAUUACUUCGGCAUCAACUUUUGAGCGACGAUGAUUUGGGCCCCCUAUACGAUUUGCUUAUUGAUGAGCCUCCUAUGAUAAGGCGUGCAAUAGGGGAGUUAGUUUAUGAUCACCUGAUAGCACAAAAUAUCAAGACCUCUUCUGGAGCUAGAGAUGGGGACAGCGAAUCCUCUGAGGUUCACAUUGGUCGAAUGCUGCAAAUCUUAAGGGAAUUUUCGGAUGACCCAGUCCUGAGUUCUUACGUCAUUGAUGAUAUUUGGGAGGACAUGAAGGCCAUGAAAGACUGGAAGUGUAUAAUCUCCAUGCUUCUUGACGAAACUCCACUGUCUGAGCUUACUGACAUGGAUGGAACCAAUCUAGUUCGGAUGCUGCGAGCCUCUGCUAAGAAGGCUGUCGGAGAAAGGAUAGUUCCUGCAACGGACAACAGGAAGCUGUACUAUAAUAAAUCCCAAAAGGAAAUACUGGAAAAUAGCAAACGGGACAUAACCAAUGCCUUGAUGAAGAGGUACCCACAGCUUUUAAGAAAAUACAUACCUGACAAGGCUAAGAUAUCCCCUCUAAUUGAUAUGAUGACGCUUUUGAAACUUGAGAUGUACUCGUUAAAAAGGCAAGAACAGAAUUUCAAGGCUGCCAUAGAUCUCAUUGUUGACGCUUUCUUCAAACAUGGUGACAAGGAUACAUUAAGGUCUUCUAUCAAGGCAAUUGCUUUCUGUUGCACCGAGUGUCAGGCUGAUCUUCAAGAUUAUGCUGAAAAUAAACUUAAGAAUCUUGAAGAUGAGUUGGUUUUGAAAGUCAAAACUGCGAUCAAGGAAGUAGAGGCAGGUGAUGAUGAAUACUCCCUCUUGGUUAAUUUGAAGCGACUUCAUGAACUUCAGCUGUUGAAACCUGUUAAAAAUGAUGGUUUAUUUGAAGAUAUGUACCGAAUCCUAAGUCGCCUAAGAGAGAUGGAUAAUGAGGUCAAGAGCUUGCUCAUCAUCAAUAUGUACCUUGAAGUAGCAUGGUGCCUGCAUGCAGUUAAUGAUCAAAACCCAUCUGAAACAUCUAUCGAUGAACUUUUAUCCAAGCAAAGCUCUCUUUUUGAACAACUCUAUUAUUUCUUGGUGGUUCUGCCUACUUAUCAGAAAGAGGGAAGGAGCACCACUGUACUUUCCUGCAGAGUCUGCAUCAUUACUGCAGAGAUGUGGUGCUUGUUUAAGAAGUCAAAGUAUUCUUCAACAAGGCUAGAAAGUUUGGGUUAUCUCCCACAAUUAGAUGUUGUUCAGAAGUUCUGGAAACUAUGUGCACAGCAGCUCAAUAUAUCAGAUGAAACAGAAGAUGAAGAUGCAAAUGAAGAAUAUAUUGAAGACACAAACAGGGAUGCCGUAAUGAUUGCAGCUGCAAAGCUACUCCUUGCUGAUACGAUUUCAAAGGAUUACCUUGGCCCUGAGAUUGUUUCGCACUAUGUAUCUCAUGGAGCAAGUACGACGGAGAUCAUCAAGCAUCUCAUUACUGCGCUAAAGAAAAAUGCAGACAACGAUAUAGCUGCUCUAUUCUUUGAGGCUCUGAGACGGGCAUUUGAACGGUAUAUGGCCCAUCUAAACGAAGGAGAGAACCAAAACCUGAUAGGCAAGUCUUAUUCGGAAUGUCAAGAUCUUGCCAAUCGGCUUGCGGGGUACUAUGUUGGUGCUGCUCGUAAUAAAAACAAGUCUGAGAUCUUGAAGAUUAUCCAAUGUGGCGUUCCAUUUGCCUUUGUGGACCUCCCAAAGCAAUUGUCUUUCCUCGAGGCUGCUCUUGUGCCAUUUGUUUCUAAACUUCCCUCAGCAGAUAUACCAGACAUCAUGACAGAUGUACAGAAGAGGGCACAAGAUAACAAUCUGAAUGAAGAUUCAAGUGCUUGGCGCCCAUACUUCACUUUUGUACAACACCUACGUGAGAAACAUGCAAAGAACGAGGUUUUACCUGAGGAAAAGGAGGAAAAGCCUGUAAAGCGCAGGGGCCGCCCGAGGAAGGUUAGAGAAGAACCUGCGAGAAACCUUUUUGAAGAACACAACUCUAGUGACGAAGAGUCUGUUAGUGAUUCUGACCAACGGGGGCACGGUGGAGAUGACGACGACGACGACGAUGCUUUUAACCAGCCUUUGAUCAACACGUUUAGGCCUUCUGCAUCAAAGCUAAGGUCACUGAAGGUUUCUCAACAGGGAACAAGUAGUCAGAAAAAAGCUCCUAAAGCUUCAGCCUGUAAUUUCAGGAAGCAAUAGCUGAUGAAGGGAUGCACCGACUUGGUCUUGUCGGUGACGCAUGAUUAAUGAACAUUAAAGCUCACAUCGGUUCAACUGACGAGGAGAUGCUGAGACCAGCUCUGUUAAGCACGCGGGACAACAGCCAUCGCUUGCUGUUUAAUUUUUUUUUUUGAGGAAUCCUUGUUGUUUAAUUUUGUUGUCUAAUUAGGCAUUGUAGAUGAUUGUACUUGGAUUCUCACACCCCUCUUGUAAUCCAUGUGCCAGGUAGUUUUAGAUUUCUUACUUUUCCUUCCCCCAUGUAUGUAUAUCAUCUUGUGUAGUAAUAUAUGCAAGGGGAUGGCCGUUCUUUUCCUUCUCGUAUUUUGUAUGCGACACCUAUGUUUUCAUUUCGAUAUGCAUGCGAUACCUUUUGACCAUUAA